AUGGAUCGUCAACCAACGGUGCCAUCAGCUUUCAUGCCAAUGCGUGUUCAACUCGCCACUCACCACCAAAACACCGUUUAUGGCCGCGUCCACCAACGCUUCCUCCGUCGUCGCUUCUGGCAACCUGACUCCGUGGUCAACGACAGCCCACCCCUCGAUUUGCACUUGGACUUCGGGAUGGCUAGUUGUACAUGGUUUCUAGAAACGCUAGGGCCAGAAGCGUCCAUUAUUGAUACUGUUUGA
Messenger RNA from Macrosiphum euphorbiae (potato aphid), 243 nucleotides. The record is from the annotation of a GenBank genome assembly. NCBI's taxonomy places the organism in Eukaryota, Metazoa, Arthropoda, Insecta, Hemiptera, Aphididae.